CCUGUACCUCCUUCUCAUGCUGCUGCUCUUAAAGUGACAGAAUUUCAGACUUUAGCUGGGAAAGGGUUCAGUAAUCAACAAAACAGAGAGUAAAUACAGAUUUCACAAAUCCUGCCAAGAUAAAAGAGCUCCAAGCAAGGAUGAUGGGAUGCGGACAACUCCUUUACCUCCACUAAUGAUCAUUUUUAAAUCUUGGUCUACAGCCAUUCAAGAGCACAGCCAUCCAAGAUCAAACAGAUUUUCAAACUGUGGACUAUCACAAAUGUUUGCCCUGCAUCCCUUUCCUGUGUUCUCCUGAAGUCUUCAACUUGAUCUUUCACUGCAUUUGCUCCAGAUCCGUGCUUAUGUCUCUCCUCCAGACAAACUUUUUCCUUGUUUUUAUCUCACAGCUGAUUUGCUGUUCAUCAUCCACACUUACCUUGUCCAGCCCUUAAGAUAUUUCAAGACAUAUAUUAAAGGGCAAAUGGCAGUUUAGGAGUUCCAGUUUUGCCAGGACUUUACUCUUGCAGUGGGCAUGUGUGGGCAUUUUGCACAUGGUCAUUCUGUGCCCAGCAGGAUAAGUUUGUUUGUCAUGAAAGGUCUUAGGACUGACCAUUUUCUAGAAGCAUCGCCUAUGAAAUUUCUGCUGCUCCUAGCAUUUAUAUCCACACUGCUAGACAUGAGCUACUCCUCUCAGAACUGUACUAUGACAUGCCAUGAACGUGCUAAAUGUGAAGUGCACAACGGCGUACAAGGCUGUUAUUGUAGCCCAGGAUUCACUGGACGAGGCAUCAAUGGACCAAAUACAAUUGGCUGUUAUGAUGAUGAUGAAUGUGCAAAUGCCACCCAACUUUGUGGGGAAAAUGCAAACUGCACAAAUACUGUGGGAAGUUACUACUGCAUGUGUGCACCUGGAUUCCACUCUAGUAAUCGUAAUGUGACCUUUGUAACCAAUGAUGGGACUUUUUGUGAAGAUAUAGAUGAGUGCAAUGGACCAGUAACCAUUGCCUGUGGAGAUCAUGCGAAAUGUGAAAAUGUGGAUGGAGGAUAUAACUGCUCCUGUAAGGAAGGUUAUCAACCAUCCACAGGACAUUUACAGUUUAAGCCAAAUGAUGGCACUUCCUGCCAAGAAAUUCCAACAGUAAACUGUGAAUUGAAUAAUGACUGUAUAGCUGAAAAUAUUAACAGAACCUUAGCUAAAAUUAGAAAAAUAAAAGACCCCCUGGCUGUCUUACAAGAAAUCAAUCAGAACACUGCAGGACAAAUUUCACCAGUCGACGUGAUUUCCUACAUAGAAGCGUUAUCUGUAUCUUGUCCCUUGCUAAGUACUAUGAAUAACACGAUUUCUGACAUUGAAAGGCCCCAUAAUCUAAAUCUGACUCUUAAUGAAUAUGUUAACACUGUGAACAAUUUUGUUCAGAAAGACAAAAUUACAGUGUGGGAAGCUAUCCCAGCAGAUAACAGAAGAAAAAGUCUCACUAAACUGAUCCAUGCUGUGGAACAGACAACAGCUGCCAUGUCACAGAACUUCCGAAGGAUGACAGAAGUGGAAAUUAAUGCUAGCGAUUUGGCUCUGAAGGCUUUUGCUUUUGAAAUGAAACAUGCAGACCUCAUUCACCAAGGUGUGCGCAUGGGAGGAGAUGCCAUAAUGGUCUCUGCAAAGAAAAAGGAAACAUCUACUUCCAAAGGCACUGUUGCAGUUGUGUUCCUGCAGUACAGCAAUAUUGGCUGUCUCCUUUCAUCAUCGCAAAACUUCUCACUGAAGGAAAAUUCAGAGCAUGGAGAAACCGUAGGCUCAUCCGUUAUAGCUGUCACAAUUAGCUCCACUCCACCUCGGCUCUAUCCAGCUGAGGAAAUAACAUUUACUUUAAGGCAUGCACAGUCUGUAGACAAAAAAGAUAUUAAGUGUGCAUUUUGGAAUUAUUCAGAAGAUACAAUGGAAGGAAACUGGUUGACAGAAGGAUGCAAGCGGACACAUUUCAAUACCACUCAUACCUCAUGCAGAUGUAAUCAUCUUACUCAUUUUGCUGUUUUGAUGUCCUCAAACAAUUCUAAAGUUAACAACAAGGACCACAUUCUUACAAGAAUAACUGAACUUGGAAUAAUUAUCUCAUUGAUUUGCCUCUCCAUAUGCAUUUUCACAUUCUGGUUCUUCAGUGAAAUUCAAAGUACAAGAACAACAAUUCAUAAAAACCUCUGUUGCAGCCUUUUCCUGGCAGAGCUUAUUUUUCUUGUUGGAAUUAACAUGAGCAAUAAUAAGCUAUUCUGUUCUAUCACUGCUGGAUUACUCCAUUAUUUCCUAUUAGCUGCCUUUGCAUGGAUGUGUAUCGAAGGUAUUCACCUGUACCUUAUAGUUGUUGGCGUUAUCUACAACAAGGGAUUCCUGCAUAAGAAUUUCUAUAUCUUUGGCUAUGUCAGCCCAGCAGUGGUGGUUGGCAUUUCUGCUGCACUGGGAUACAAAUACUAUGGAACAUCUGAUGUGUGUUGGCUCAGCACAAAGAACAACUUCAUAUGGAGUUUUAUAGGACCAGCAUGUCUAAUAAUUCUUGUUAAUUUAAUGGCAUUUGGUGUCAUAAUCUAUAAAGUAUUCCAACAAACAGCAAUGCUAAAGCCUGAAGUUAGCUGCUAUGAAAACAUACGGUCUUGUGCACGAGGUGCUCUUUCUCUCCUCUUUCUCCUUGGUGCUACCUGGAUCUUCGGGGUACUUCAUGUCAUCCAGGGAUCAGUAGUCACGGCGUAUCUUUUUACAAUCUUCAAUGCAUUUCAAGGACUUUUCAUCUUCAUAUUUCUUUGUGUCUUGUCAAGAAAGAUCCAGGAUGAAUACUCCAGGUUGUUCAGAAAUGUCCCUUGCUGUUUUGGAUGCUUAAGGUAAAUUGGCGGAGAGCUAACAUGAGCAGCACUAUGGAAGAAAGAAGAAAACGAGAGGCUUUGGAAAAAUUGCUAUAUUGUGAAAGUAUGAAAUGAGCUACUGAGCUGUCAUCUCUCUUAAAUCAAUUACUUUCUAUCCAGUAUAGGUAUUGUGCUUAAAUGUGCACUCAGGCAACACUAUAUUGUGUACAAACUGCAUAUCUGUACAAGACAGACUGGUUUAUUGUGUAACAAAUAAGGCUUCUAAAGGAACUCAGGACUCUUCAAGGCUAAUGGCUGUAGCUCAGAAGGGAGUGAAUCCAUGUGCAAAGCCAUUUUCAUGAGUAGCUUUGCUGUAAUGCCGUACCUGCUGACUUGGAAAUGAAAAUAAUUUUGCUUAUUGCUUUUAAAGAGAGUAAAUUACAUUAGAGUGUUAAUAAAAACAAGAUUUUACUUUGAUCAAA
Messenger RNA from Anolis sagrei ordinatus, 3290 nucleotides. It is a transcript of the gene ADGRL4, whose product is annotated as adhesion G protein-coupled receptor L4. The record is from RefSeq and is a predicted model, not a curated record. Gene Ontology annotation, cellular component: plasma membrane. Gene Ontology annotation, molecular function: calcium ion binding; G protein-coupled receptor activity. Gene Ontology annotation, biological process: adenylate cyclase-activating G protein-coupled receptor signaling pathway; cell surface receptor signaling pathway. Lineage: Eukaryota; Metazoa; Chordata; Lepidosauria; Squamata; Anolidae.